Messenger RNA from Epinephelus lanceolatus (giant grouper), 4745 nucleotides. RefSeq names its product thioredoxin-related transmembrane protein 1 (gene tmx1). NCBI's taxonomy places the organism in Eukaryota, Metazoa, Chordata, Actinopteri, Perciformes, Serranidae. Gene Ontology annotation, cellular component: endomembrane system. Gene Ontology annotation, molecular function: disulfide oxidoreductase activity. The record is from RefSeq and is a predicted model, not a curated record.
GCAGAGCGGAAGUGAGCACUGCAGGCUGUGUCAAACAGAUCAGACAUGGCGUGUCUGCUAGCUUACAGCAACACAGGCUCCACAAUGUUUUCUGCCACACGGAGAACAAAACCCCACCCGUGGAUAUGCUGUUUGCUCCUGGUGGUGUUGUUAACGUCGCUGCCAGCCUCGGCAAAGCGGGACGGCCUGAGGGAAGUGACCGACGGGACCUGGGAGGAAAUCCUGACAGGAGAAUGGAUGAUUGAAUUCUACGCACCCUGGUGUCCAGCAUGCCAGCAGCUCCAGCCAGCGUGGAAGGAGUUCGCGGAAUGGGGGGAGGACAUGGGGGUCAACAUAGCCAAAGUGGAUGUGACAGAACAACCCGGUCUGAGUGGGCGAUUCAUCAUCACUUCACUUCCGACUAUUUACCACUGUAAAGAUGGUGUCUUCAGGAAGUACCAGGGAGCUCGCACUAAAGACGACUUCCUCAGCUUCGUCGAUGAGCAGAAGUGGAGAUCAGUGGAGCCAGUUUCCUCUUGGUUUGGGCCGUCUUCCUUUCUGAUGAAUUCGAUGUCCGCUUUGUUUAAGCUCUCCAUGUUUAUCCGGCGUUGUCACAACUACAUGACAGAGCACCUGGGGAUCCCAGUCUGGGGUUCUUAUGUUAUCUUUGGCUUGGCCACUCUGUUCUCUGGCCUUGCACUGGGACUGUUACUGGUGUUCAUCGCAGAUUAUGUUUUCCCCUCACGGCGCUUCUCUUCUCCGGAUUACUACCAGAAAAAACAGACAAUGGAGCAGGCGAGGCUAAUCCAGCGACAAGAGGACGAGCACGAGGCUGACGGCGAGGAAGAUGACGACGAAGACGACGAAGAUGAAGACCAGGAUGAGGUCUGGAGGAGGAGGAGGAGAGGGUCCCCAGAGGGCCGCCCAGAACCUAAAGGACAGGGUCUCUCUGAUGAAACUCUGAGGAAGAGGGCGGUGGGCAACCGUGAGGAGGAAGACGAGGAGGAGGAGGACACCUAGAGAGUCAGCUCCUACUCAGUUUGAGAAGAGCGUCAUGGAGUCGGCAGAGUCAGAGGAGCUUUGGUCCUGAGCAGCAGUGUUUACAGCAGGGAGUCCUUAAAUCUCAACCCCACCUGAACCUCCCCUCCUCCUUUUCCUCCUCCUCCUCCUCCUCCUCGGGGUCCCCAGAAACACCUCGCUUCUUUUCUUCUCCUUCCCUUGUUUUGUAACGGGAGCGCUUUAGACUCUCUGUCCACCUGAGCAGCAGGCUCCACCUGGAAAAAGCAAAAACACUCCCGACACCUGUUUCCACUCGUGGAGACCAGUCGCCCGGCUGAGGUUUAAGUAUGAAGUGCGGUAGAGCUGGAUUUUGCAAUGUUGUUUAUGCUAUGCAUCGUUUUUUAAAGAUAUGUGUGUUUAUUAUAUGUCUUAUCUCAGAAUUAUUAUACCAGGCUUGUGUUCGAGGUUUAUUCUGUUGAAGUUUAUUUCUGUUCUGCUAACGCAUACAUACAGUUACUUUAUGUUUCAUGUAUAUUUUACCCACCCUGACGAUUCGACCUAAUGUUCACACACCAUUCCUCAUUUCAGUCUGUGAUGGUGGAGAGAGUGAAAAGUAAAGGCCGAAAGUGUUUGUUAGCAAACUUAAGAUUUCACCCCUGGGUGAUUUGGCAACACCUGUGGUUACCGUGGCAACACCAAGCUCACUUCCUGCUCACUUCUUGUUUCAUUACUAUUGCAGGGUAUUGCAGGAUGUACUGGUGAAAAAUGAAGGAAGUGAUUGUAAUCUUGUUUUGUAGAUGCAUUUUUUCUUGAACAAUAGCCGUCAGUGUUAACCUCGACAAACACAUGGCAUUCCCUGUGACUCGUUCGCAGUGAAGCCACCCUGUGUUUCCCCAGCUGAAUGCUUUUAAAGGCCAGUGUGAAGGAUGUAGGGGCAUCGAAAGGCAGAAUUGCUAUAUAACAUCCAUAGCUAUGUUUUCACAACUUUAUAAUCACCUGAAAAUAAUAGUAUUUUUUUUUUUUUUUUUUGGCUACCUUAGAAUUUUAUAUCUACGUUCAGAGCAGGCCCUCACCCAUGCAGUCCACCAACUUGUUUCUACAGUAGCUCAGAACGGACAAAUCAAACACUGGCUCUAAAUAGGGCCAUUUGCGUUUCAGGUCAGCCCCCGUAGUUCUCCAAUGCACUUGGCACAUGGGGCGAAGUUUCAGUUCUUCAACCUCAUUGCUAGCUGCUGCUAAAUUUGACACACUUGACCUUUAAUGUGAAGUAGCAGUAGACAAUGUUGCUGUAUACAGCUCUGCGUUAACACUACAAGUGACAAAGCAACAGCCCGAACAGCUACAGUAUUGCCAAGUCGCUGUUGAAGUGUUGCACAAGCGCUCAUUGGUACAGUUAUGUCAUCCUGGGCUUGUGUGUGUCUGCUACUUGCAACAAAGCACCUCGACUGAGCGCCAUCUAAAGUUGUAUUGGGUAAAAAAAAAAUAUCUGUGGUUUUCAUUAGGGCUGGGCAAUGUAAAGAUAUUACAUCGUUAUCGAGAUAUGAGACAACAUAUCGUCAUAGAUUUUGGAUGCUGUUGUAUUGCAAUAAGGCAUAAAUGGUGUUUUUCCCCUCAUUUCAAAGGCUGCAUGACAGUAAAGGGAUAUAAAUGUAUCAACUUACCAGACUUUUCUAUUUGUUUUAGCGAUUGCUUUAACCCACUUAUUGGUUAUAUUCAUAUUAUGAUUAAUAUUUUCUGAAAAAAUAAACAAACAAACAGAAGUCAGACUCAUCCCUACAACUUAGUCGCGUCACAGAGGGUAUCUGAUCAGACUUAUUGUUGUGUUUGUUUUUGUUUCUCAGUCCUUGCAUUGAUGAAGUGCUUUUGAGGAGAUUUAAAAAUAUCGAGAUAUGUAUCGUAUAUUGAGAUAUAGCCCUAAAUCAUGACAUAAUUUUCUCGACAUGUCGCCCAGCCCUAGUUUUCAUCAAUGUCAAAGCACCAUUUUAACAUCACAUUUCACUGCAUCAUUGCAGUGCUGCCAUCCCCGUCACGUAACAAGUGUUGGGCGUCAGUUUGUAGCGCCACACGUUUUUUUUUUUUGUUUGUUUUUGUUUUUGUUUUCAGCACCCAGCGCAGGCAGAAGUCUUCCUGAGUUCAUUUUUUCCUCAGCAGCAGUUUAUGGAGUUUUAAGUCAAAGAGUGGGUAAUUGAUGAGUCGAUAUGAUCAGAGCUGAUCGGAUCAGACUGACGGAUGAGAGGAGCAGCUGCUGCAGAGUUGAGUGAAAGCAAAUUUUUACACCCAGUGCAAUGAACGAUUAAGUUUUCGCUCCAUCUGUGCCCAGAGGUGCACUGUGCUCCGUGAGUGUGGAGCAAUAAGUAACCAAAAGGUGUACAUAUAUUCCAGCAGCGCACCUAAUGAACAGUCCAGCUCCAAAAAUAGAAAAUCAAAAUGUGGCAGUAGAUGUUUUAAUUGUUGUGGGCUGCUAUAAAUAAACUAAUGUUUAUUUCUAGCAUAAAGUGCCAGUGGAUAAAAAGAAAAGCCUGUUGCUCGUAGUGUAAACACAGCAUCAGAAACCGUGAGACUGAAUUAAAAUCCAGCCUGGGAAUGGCGGACCCCGCCACAAACAUGAAAACUGCUACCUAGAGAGGUCGUUACUGACUGUAAAUACAUCAAAUGGCUAUUGCAGGAAAAAUGCAUGAAUAGUGGGAAUAGCUCUCAUGAAAAUCUAAAGGAUUAUACCUUAAAAUCUCAGCCCAGUCAUUUCCCUCAGUCUGUGUUAAGUGUGCCUCCUUUUCCUCUUGGUCCAGGUAUGUUAUGGGGCAGGAGCCCUUCAUAUGGUGUUAGUGCUUUGCUCAGCAGUCAAACUAAAACGUUGACUCUGACUGAGCUGCAGUCCUGUUAGUUUGCAGAAACAUCAGGUAGAUGCUUAAACAGAAAGGAAGCAUAUUCACUCCAAAUAAAAGGCCUGGUGAAUGUUUCUCUGUACUGUAUGUCCCCAUAAUGUAUCACACAAUCAACCAGAGGGAUUUGUUACUUUGUCUUGUGUUACAAUGUUUACUUGUGAUUCUCUAAUUAUUAAAGGCCGUUGGCUUAAGGAACCCAUAUGCCGGCAGGUCUACAGAACAGUAUUUGUAUGCCGUAAAAAACAAAGGUGGGAGCAGUUUAGGGAUUCAGACCUCCUUUUAUAUGUUGUUAAAUACAGAGAGAAGUCUGGCGUAUCCGUCCUAACGCUGCUCUGCUUUAGGGAACAGUAAGAGGACCAGAAUGAAGCUCUCUGCACGACAAAGGGAGGCAUUACUCAGCCUACUGUAAUCUUCUUUUAAUCACUUUUAAUUUGACUUCUUUAGGCUUAAAUAUCAAAUUAAACUUCUGAGGUGAAUUUAUCUAAAGAGUGUGACUGUGUGUGUUGGUUUCUCAUUGAAAUCUUGAACAAAUUGGCACUCUGAUGCUUAUUUUCCAGAUAUUGACGCCACUCUGUCCUCAGCCUGUAACUACUUCAGUCUUGUAAAUCAAAAAGGGGAAGUGUGUGUGUGACCAGUGUUUUUAAUACACAUUUCACUCUUGUUUUGAUUAGGCUUAUAACAACUGGUAAGGACUUUGAUUUAUUUUUAUGUUGCAUUUUAUUCCAAGUAAGCUGAUUACUUAUUUUGGUGACGGUUGAAACAGGUUGCGUUUUUGUACCCGACCACUCUUAACGGCUUGUAGCAUUCACUCUUUUACUCUGAGCCGCCUGUGCUCCUUUUAUUGUUUGAACAUUUCUUUUGAAUAAAGGGUUAACUCUGGAAAAA